Trichomycterus rosablanca is the source of this 2731-nucleotide messenger RNA. RefSeq names its product urokinase plasminogen activator surface receptor-like. Lineage: Eukaryota; Metazoa; Chordata; Actinopteri; Siluriformes; Trichomycteridae. The record is from RefSeq and is a predicted model, not a curated record. The transcript has 5 exons. The coding region runs from base 37 to 663 and encodes 208 amino acids.
UGCCUUCAGCUUCUCAACUUCUCCAGUCAAACAACAAUGAAGUCUCAGGUUGCACUGCUGCUUUUAUGCGUGUUUUUUAAUAAAGCACUGGCACUGAAAUGCAAUAAAUGCACACCAACAUCACCCACUACAUCGUGCUCCCCAGUUACACCGACAGAAUGUUCUUCGGGAACCCAGUGCGCCAGUGUGACUGCUUCCAUCACUACAGUUGUUUCUAAAACAGAUGUUAAUGUGAAGACUUGUGGAGCCCCGGAGGAGUGUGCAACCCAGAGUUUGAACUUAGGAUUACUAAAAGUCACCAGCAAUGCCAAAUGCUGCAGUACUGACCUCUGCAACACUGACUCACCAGCAGCUCUUAUACAGUCAGCCAAUGGGAAAAGGUGUUACACCUGUGAUUCCAGUGACUGCUCGAAAACAGUGAACUGUGAGGGGAUUGAAGAUCGCUGCAUCAGUGCGACAGUUGAACAAGGUGGCAGCAAAGUUUCCAUGAAAGGAUGUGUAAGCAAGAACGUCUGUGAUGCCGCCUCAGGAAGCUCUCUGCAGGGGAUUGCUGUAACAAAGCUGACCUGUUGUGAGGGGAACCUGUGUAACGGAGCUGAGACGUUUACUCUGAGUUUCCUGAUCCUGGUGGUUCCUCUGUUCUCCUCCAUCCUCCUUCACUAAGAUCUCCACUGAUAAAUUGUAGUUCCUGAUUUCUGGAAUUUUCAUGUUUUCUUUCAUAUUGAUUUUGCUUUAUUAUGAUGUAAUUUGCUGGUUUGCUUUCAGACUGUAAUGAAAAACAUCUAAAUUAACAUCAACACAUAAAAACAGGCAGACAGGAAGAUGUCGAGGAUGAUUAGGAUUGGGAUUAAGUAGGCUGUAACAGUAGACACAAGGACGGGGCAGACACACUCACAGAGACAUUUUAGACAGGUGUAUUUACAAAUACAAAGACAAGAACACAGUAUUAAGGACAUUAUUAAUUCUAAGCUAACUGUAAACAUAUAUCAGAUCCUUAGACUAAACUAACCUAACUACUAACUCAGACAAACAGGAAUGCUAAUGACUAUACUAAGCAAAGACAAAACAGACCCUAGAACUAAGACAUAACAAGAAUGGACGGUGACAUAAGCAAAGACAAAGCAAAGCAAGACAUCACCAUGAGAGGAGUCAGAAUAAACAUAAACAAGUUCUAAUUAACAGAUACUGCAGGGGAUUUAUAUUAAUAAACAUACAAUAACCAACCAGAGAGGUUACAAACACAAGGGUCUAUAUACACAUAGUAAUCAGGACAGACUUGGGGAACAGCUGGGAGAGAUUAACAACAGGACAAGAAGGUCCUGAGUUCGAUCCUCAGGUGGGGCGGUCUAGGUCCUUUCUGUGUGGAGUUUGCAUGUUCUUCCCGUGUCAGCGUGGGUUUCUUCCGGGUGCUCUGGUUUCCUCCCACUGUCCAAAAACAUGCAAGUGAGGUGAAUUGGAGAUACUUAAUUGUCCUUGACUGUGUUUGACAUAAAACUUGUGAACUGAUGAAUCUUGUGUAAUGAGUAACUACCGUUCCUGUCAUGAAUGUAACCAAAGUGUAAAACAUGACUUUAAAAUCCUAAUAAACAAACAAACAAACAACAGAACAAAUCAGAAACAGGAGGUGGAGACAAGAGGGGUGUGAUAUGAAAACAAACACAAAGGCGAUCAAGUGUGAUCGUGACAUCAUUUAAGUUUGUGGUAGAAUAAAGUCAAAUGGUCGAAUUUUGGACAUUGUGAGUGCAGUCACUGCAGAUUCCCAUCAUGUCCAGCAGCCCAGCAGGAACAGCAUUGAUGCCAUGACAGACUCCAACCUAAAGGCUUCAGCCUCAUGUGUAUUUAAAAUAUUAAAAUAUUAAAUGUUCAGUAUAAUGAGUAAUAAGAUGUCAGUUGAGCUGAGUAUUCUCAAACAUCCAUAAUGAUUACAGCAUAAGUGUGUGAACUAUAGGGUACCACAGCCAUGAAGGCCCUUUAGGACAACAGGGGUCACCUCCACCUGUCAACAAACCUGAAUGAUGUGUUGCUGAGCAGUACUAGAAGGCCGAUACCCAGCUCAGUCUCACAGCUUUUUAAUUGGAUUCUUAUAUAGGACAUUAGCUAUACCACUCCAAAACUUAACUCAUGGUGGGGCAGGUGCACUGGGGCACAUGGCAGGAAGGGGGGGUCCUCCAUGACUGAUUUGCCCCCAAAUUGGCUGCACUCGCCAGGUCAUUAUUAUUAUAUUACAAUACUUUUGUUAAGUAAAAUUAAAAUAACUAAAACUGUGCAUUAAACAUACCAGAGGCAGGAAUUUGGACUUGAAGUGUAACUUCUGAGUGAGUACUUUUAAUUCAUUCUGAUCAGCUAUCAGCAUAUGCAAUUUGUUGAGGGGGACCAACAUUUUUUUUUGCACUGGGACCCAUGAGCUCCUAGUUACACCACUGGUGUUGCAUCUAGAAAUGGUUCAUAUUAUGAGCAGCUGUUUUCAGUGGCAGGGUUAUGAACAGGAAAAGAUCCUCACUUUUGUCAGAUAAUGUGAACAGACUUGUCAUUUUAAAUAACUGGCUGAAAGAUGGGAGCUGUUAACAACUCUGUACAGGCAUUGGCUGGCUUUCUAAAAAAUAAUUUAAUUAAUUUGAUCAUAAUUGUGUACAUUUUUUAUUGGUAAACAUGUUCUUGCUGUAAAAAUGUGCAUAACUGUUCAAAUUGUGCUUUAUUUUUGCACACGAUUAAUCUCCAUUAAAAAAUGUAA